ACCCUGGGAGGAAGCCGACUAGGCGAAUUCACUUACUGACCGGCCUGGGCUGCUCUGAGACAUGGAGGAAGCCAGUGAAGGUGGAGGAAAUGAUCGUGUGCGGAACCUGCAAAGUGAGGUGGAGGGAGUUAAGAAUAUUAUGACCCAGAAUGUGGAGCGGAUCCUGGCCCGGGGGGAAAACUUGGAACAUCUCCGCAACAAGACAGAGGAUCUGGAAGCCACACCAGGGGCUGAGGCCAGCUGUUUCAGGGAGGAAGUAACUCCAAAGUUGAGCAAAGUCUGGAGCCUCAAGUUCUGUGUUCAGCGGGGAGGCUGGCUCUGGCUUUCUGAGUCCUGUGUGAACUCUUGGCUCUUGGUCUGAGCACUUCAAGACGACAUCGCAGAAGGUGGCUCGAAAAUUCUGGUGGAAGAACGUGAAGAUGAUUGUCCUUAUCUGCGUGAUUGUUUUUAUCAUCAUCCUCUUCAUUGUGCUCUUUGCCACUGGUGCCUUCUCUUAAGUAACAGGGAACCUCUCCCACCUGCCCUUCUCUUCAGGGACAACCCUCCAUAAAUGUGUGCCAAGAGGGUCUCCUUUCCUGUCUUCCUCUACAGAGAAUGCUGCUCGGUCCUCCUACCCCUCUUCCCGAGGCCCUGCUGCCAUGUUGUAUGCCCCAGAAGGUACCUUGGUCCCCCGGAAGGAGAGAAAAAAGAGAGAUGGACUGUGGCUGCAUUUCUUGGGUCCUUAGAGUGGGCUGGAGAGACCUAGAGGGCCCAGCAUGUGGCUGGGAAACUGUUGGUGGCCAGUGGGUAAUAAAGACCUUUCAGUAUCCCUA
This is a messenger RNA of Homo sapiens (human), 812 nucleotides long. It is a transcript of the gene VAMP8, whose product is annotated as vesicle associated membrane protein 8. The record is from RefSeq and is a predicted model, not a curated record. The transcript has 4 exons. NCBI's taxonomy places the organism in Eukaryota, Metazoa, Chordata, Mammalia, Primates, Hominidae. The coding region runs from base 62 to 361 and encodes 99 amino acids. Gene Ontology annotation, cellular component: cytoplasmic vesicle membrane; SNARE complex; plasma membrane. Gene Ontology annotation, biological process: vesicle-mediated transport; vesicle fusion; protein-containing complex organization.